AUGUUCAACCUUUCCAGAGUACUGAUCACGAGAUCGACCAAGGCCCCUGUUCGCGCUGCCUUGGCACAGUCAUUCCCCGUAUUUGCCAGACGCUUCAACUCCACCAAUACGGUGAACCCAGACUCCGUUGUGUUCAAGUACUCCGAGUCCGGUCCUUUGAAGGUGAAGUACACUCCAGAACACGAAUGGAUUGCGUAUCACCAGGACGGCACAGCUUUCAUUGGAAUCACGUCUUACGCGGCUGACUCUCUCGGAGAUGCCACUUACAUAGAGUUGCCAGAGAUAACGGAAGACUCUAUCGAGCAAGGUGAUACUCUUGGUUCCGUUGAGAGUGUCAAAUCGGCUUCCGAAAUAUACUCGCCAGUUUCUGGAAUCGUGACGGAAGUUAACGAGAAGUUGCAUGACUCGCCAGAGUUGAUCAAUGAGGACCCCAUGGGAGCGGGUUGGAUUGUGAAGGUUAAACUUGCCAACGAGGCUGAACUUGAUGAGGGAGCCUUGCUGGAUACCGAGAGUUACCAGGAGUUCCUAAAACAGGAUGCUGAAGAACACUAA
Molecule: messenger RNA, 552 nt
Organism: Kuraishia capsulata CBS 1993
Lineage: Eukaryota; Fungi; Ascomycota; Pichiomycetes; Pichiales; Pichiaceae
Exons: 1
Coding region: 1-552 (183 amino acids)
Biological process (GO): glycine decarboxylation via glycine cleavage system; protein lipoylation
Cellular component (GO): mitochondrion; glycine cleavage complex; cytoplasm
Source: RefSeq, a predicted model, not a curated record